UAAAUAGUCGUCUGCAGAGAGAGAAAGAGCCGAAGCAGACGUCACAAUACACUACGACGUCGUGGUAGCAUAACACAUUGAAGCGCGAGCAAGUGUCAAUUUGAUUAUUGUCAUCCUUUCCGCGAGUAUCAGUGCUUCUGUUAAGAUCAUUCGGAAUUUCUACCGAUGAUCGACAAAUCGCUCAUUCGUAUUCCUGUGGUUGCCGUGAGGCGGCGAGAAAGGCCACCUCUUUAAAUUAAAAGAAGGAAUGACGCUGGAGAAUCCGUUCUUUGUCGUCAAGGACGAGGUCUGUAAAGCGUUGAAUAAAAAUCGCGGUUUAUAUGGACGCUGGACAGAAUUGCAAGAUGUUAUUGUCACGAGUCCAACGAGUGGUGGAAUCCCUAUCUCACGUGACGAAUUAGAGUGGACUACUACAGAACUGCGGAAGGCCUUACGUUCGAUUGAAUGGGAUUUGGAUGAUUUGGACGAUACAAUUCGUAUCGUUGAGAAGAACCCGACGAAGUUUAAGAUAGAUAAUAAGGAGUUAACAGUCCAACGAGGUUUUAUUGAACAAGCACGAGAAGAAGUUAAGAUCAUGAAGGAUAAAAUGAAUUUAAGUAGGGGUCGGGAUCGUGACAGUACAGCGAGGCAGCCACUUUUGGACAAUAGUCCUGCCCGAGUUCCUGUCAAUCAUGGUACAACUAAGUAUAGUAAAUUGGAAAAUGAAAUUGAUAGUCCUAAUAGGCAGUUUUUGGGAGAUACAUUACAACAACAAGAUGACAUGAUAAGACAACAAGAUGAACAAUUAGGUAUGAUUGGUGAAAGUAUUGGAACCCUUAAGACAGUAUCUAGGCAAAUCAAUACAGAAUUAGAUGAACAAGCAGUUAUGCUAGAUGAAUUUGGAAAUGAAUUAGAGAUGACUGAUUCCAAGCUGGAUGCAACAAUGAAAAAAAUGGCCAAAGUUCUUCAUAUGAGUAAUGAUCGGAGACAAUGGGUAGCCAUUGGAGUGUUGACAGCUAUAUUGGUGUUUCUAAUUAUUUUAUUUUUAACUAUUAAGUGAAUCGUUUUAUGUCUUAGCACCCCCAAGAAUUAUUGGUUCUUCUUUAUAGCAUUUAGAUGAAUGUGUUAAAUUCUGUUUUAAUAACACAUUACUGAUAGCGAUAUUUUAUGAUGGAUUACAAUAAAUAUUUACAAUUAUUACAUUUC
This is a messenger RNA of Megalopta genalis, 1185 nucleotides long. RefSeq names its product syntaxin-6. The record is from RefSeq and is a predicted model, not a curated record. NCBI's taxonomy places the organism in Eukaryota, Metazoa, Arthropoda, Insecta, Hymenoptera, Halictidae. Gene Ontology annotation, cellular component: membrane. Gene Ontology annotation, biological process: Golgi vesicle transport.